GGGAGGAGAACGAAAUUAGUGAUGGGAAGGAGGAGGAAGUCGGCGAUGAGGAGGAGGAGGAAGUAGCGAUGGGGAGGGGAGGUUGAGGGGGAUCGAGAGGAGGAGGUGGAAGAUGAAGAUCGGGAGGAGGAGGACGAAGAGGACGAUGGGGAGGAGGAGGAGGAAGAAGGCGAUGGGGAGGAGGAGGAAGAAGUCGAUUGGGAUGGAGCAUCAGCAAUUGGGAAUGAAGGAAGAGGGAGAAUGGGAGGAGGAGGUGGAUCUCAAUGAUGGGGACAUCGGGGAGGGGAGGAAGUCAACGAUGGGGAGGGAGAAAGAGGGAGAUCGGGAGGGGAGGAAGAGGGAGAUCAGGAGGAGAAGCAGAAGAGGACGACGGGGAGGACGAGGAAGUCGGCAAUGGGGAGGGAAGGAAGAGGGAGAUCAGGAGGAGGAGAAGAGGACUACGGGGAGGACGAGGAAUUCAGCAAUGGGGAGGGGAGGAAGAGGGAGAUCAGGAGUAGGAGAAGAAGAGGACGACGAGGAGGAUGAGGAAGUCGGCGAUGGGGAGGGGAGGAAGAGGGGAGAUCGGGAGGAGGAUAAGUAACAGGACGACGGGGAGAAGGACGGAGAGGGGGAUGCGAAGCAGGAAGACG
Molecule: messenger RNA, 629 nt
Organism: Chara braunii
Lineage: Eukaryota; Viridiplantae; Streptophyta; Charophyceae; Charales; Characeae
Source: the annotation of a GenBank genome assembly